This is a messenger RNA of Rotaria sp. Silwood1, 1335 nucleotides long. NCBI's taxonomy places the organism in Eukaryota, Metazoa, Rotifera, Eurotatoria, Philodinida, Philodinidae. The record is from the annotation of a GenBank genome assembly.
AUGAUGAUCAAUUCACCACCAUUACAUUCAAAUUCUAAUAAACGUCUACGAUUUUCAAUACCACGUAAUAAAAAUAAUGAUUUAUUAAUAAAUUCAACAACAGAAAAAUUUGAAGAUAUUAAUAAUAAUAAUAAUAAUCAUCAUUAUCAACAAGAAAAAAAUUCUAUUGAUUGUAAUAAUAUAAUGAAACAAGAAAUUUUAGUAUCAAAUACUAAUACUAAUAAUAAUAAUAAUGAAAAUGAUACAACUUUAUUGACAACAACAACAACAACGACAACUGUUGAAUUUAAAGUUAAAACAACAAAAACAUCAUCACGUAAACGUAAAUCAAAUGUUAUUAAUGAUAUAAAUAAUGACAAUAUUAAUAAAGAACAACUAGUUUCAAAGAAAAAGAAAAAACAACGUAUGACUAAACUAAAGGAUGAAUUAAAUAAUAAUAAAAAAACAUUAAAUUUAAAAACAAAUGAUCAAUCAUCAUCAACAGAUGAAACUUCAUUUGGUUCAUGUGAACCAGGUACAAAUGUUGUUUUACAAGGUAUUGUUUGGAAUGAAACUGAUAAAGGUGUACUUGUCGUUAAUAUUACUUGGCGUGGUAAAACUUAUGUUGGUGCAUUAUUAAAUACAACUGAACAAAAUUGGGCACCACCACGAUAUAAAUCAGAUAUACGUUCAACAAUAAAACAAAAUCAUAAUCGUGAUCAUCAAUUAAAUUCAACAUAUGAAACAACUGAACGUAUUUUACGUAAUGGUAAACGUCGAUGUUCAACAACAACAACAACAGUAAUACCAAAUUCAACAACAAAAAUAAAUUCAUUUAAAAUGCCUGAAAUACCACCAACAAAAAUCGAUGAUAAUAGAAAAAUAAUUGAAAAAUUUAUUAUACCAUCAUCAUCAUCAUCAUUAAAUACUAAUCAUAAUGAUGAUGAUGAAAUAAAUGAAGAAAAAACUCUUAUAAAAAAUUUAACUAUUAAUAUUGAUGAAGAUUUAGGUGAUAAUUAUUCAAGUCAUAGUAUAAGUCCUUUAACAAGUGGUACAAGUACAACAUCAUCAAGUCCAUUAUUAUCAAAUAAUAUUGAAAAUCAUACAACAAUACCAAUUGAUUUAUCAAAUUCAAAAUUAAUAAUGAAUAUUGAAGAAAAUAAAACAAAUACAAUUAUUCAACAAACAUCAAAUGAUAAAUUAAUACCAUAUCAUUUUACUAAUGAUAUGUUAUAUUCAACAAAUUCAUUUAAUUUAGGAUCAUUUAAUAAAUUAUCUUCAACAUCACAUACUAUUCCUACACAAGUUUAUUUAAAUACAUCAAAUUAUUCUUCAUUAUCAAAAUCAUUACAUUAA